AUGGACAGAAAAAACUCUUUAUUGUGGCAAAAACUCUCACCCGCGUGGCGCGUUUUAUUACUCUCGGACGGGUCGGUGACCAGACACUUGAGCGUUUUAGGAGGGAAAGGUUUUGUUAAUGAUGAUGACGACGACAAAGAUGGUGCAACGAGCAGCGCAUUGAGUGAAAGCAACGUGAAAGUGGAAGUGACGUCGAUGAAACCGUGCGCGCGAGACAAGUCUCAACCGGAAGAUGUGGUGAAGAUUAAAGGGCCUUUAGUACAGCGAGAGGUAUAUUUGAGAUACGAAGACGAUUACGAUGGAAACGACGGAGAGCCGAAGAAGAAUAAGAAUCCGAAUCCUCCUCUCGUGUACGCGUGCUCGUGGUGGAACGCGAACGCGCUGGAGAAGUUUAUGAAAAAGAGAGAGGAAACGAUGUGGUCGAACUUACGGAAGGAAAACGUGGAGCUGUAUAGAGAGGUGAGGAGAGUGUAUUUAGGGAAGAACAGGAGGUUGGCGAAAGCGUUCGGAUGCGAAGAUUUGGACGAGGCGAUUUGGGCGAGGCAUUACAUCUUUUGGAGCGGGGGCGAGCCGGUGACGGUGGUAUUCGAGGCGUUUUCGCCGAAGAUUGAGUUAUAG
Molecule: messenger RNA, 618 nt
Organism: Bathycoccus prasinos
Lineage: Eukaryota; Viridiplantae; Chlorophyta; Mamiellophyceae; Mamiellales; Bathycoccaceae
Exons: 1
Coding region: 1-618 (205 amino acids)
Source: RefSeq, a predicted model, not a curated record